UACUAUAUUUGUCCCACAGUUUCGUGAGUAUAUCGAUUGUUUCCUGUGUUUUGAAAUUUUUUAUUUGUUGCGCUCGAACUAGAAAGAUCAAAAUAGGAAAUAUUGAAAAUAGUAGUAAACGAGCUUUUUCAUCGGGAGGUCAAAGCACUAUUUUUUUUUAUAUAUGUAUGUAUAUCCUUGGUAUCAGAGCAUUAAUUCACAUUGCUAAAUGAGAGGAUAGAAAACUGAUGCUUCCCAGGUACGUAAAGUAGUUUUUAAUGUGUAAGGAACGCAAAUAAUUAAAAAAAGGUAAAUAAAUUUCACCAAUUUGCACGAACUCACUUUUUGUAUAUAUGUACAUAUGUUUUUAUUAAAUUUUAUGUGUUGUUUUGUUUUGUAAUUAACCUCGCACAAAUCAUCCUCUUGCAUGCAUUUUCUCAAUGUGUUAAUUCCUCCAAUCGCCUUUUGAACUUUUAUAAACUAAGUAGUUAGUAAAUGUAAAAAGCUUAUUUCAUGCACGCAUCUCACAUUUUAACGCUUUGCACGGCUCCCUAAAAGUUUUGGCAAAUAAUAUGUCGAUGAAUUUUUAACUCGAAACUUGUUCUUCAAAAGUUACUGGGCCUGCUGAUCAUAAUACAUAUUUAUUCAUUGCUCCCAAAACACGUUCAACUUAGAUUUCCUGCCUGAUGAGCCCCUAAAUACGUGGGUAUUGGUCGCCAUUAUUUUUGGCGCUACGCUCUUCAUUUGCAUGUCGGUUCUUUUGUCGCUAUGCUUUUGGCAGCGUCGCAAACGCAAUAGCCAUGGACGUACCUUCCCGCCGGAUGAUUCUGUUUGCGAUCCUAUUUUAAAUGGCAACACUAUACAGGAUAUUAUUGAAAUGACCACUUCGGGCUCCGGAUCUGCUGGUUUGCCAUUACUUGUACAGCGUUCCAUCGCGCGCCAAAUACAACUCUGUCACGUAAUUGGCAAGGGUCGAUUUGGAGAAGUUUGGCGUGGUCGUUGGCGUGGUGAAAACGUGGCUGUUAAAAUUUUCUCUAGCCGUGAGGAGUGUUCCUGGUUCAGGGAAGCUGAAAUAUAUCAAACUGUGAUGUUGCGUCAUGAGAAUAUUUUGGGUUUCAUUGCUGCCGACAAUAAAGAUAAUGGCACUUGGACGCAGCUUUGGCUAGUCACUGACUACCACGAAAAUGGUUCAUUAUUCGAUUACCUCACCACACAUACCGUGGAUACAAAAACUAUGCUCAAUAUGGCGCUCUCAAUCGCCACCGGUUUAGCUCACCUACACAUGGAUAUUGUGGGUACACGUGGUAAACCGGCGAUUGCUCAUCGUGACCUCAAAUCAAAGAAUAUUCUCGUCAAAUCCAAUCUCAGCUGUGCGAUAGGUGAUCUGGGCUUGGCUGUACGUCAUGUGGAAAAGAAUGAUUCCGUUGACAUACCUUCAACACAUCGCGUCGGCACUAAGCGUUAUAUGGCACCUGAGGUGCUGGACGAGAGUAUGAAUGCGCAGCAUUUCGAUUCAUAUAAGCGUGCCGAUGUAUACGCAUUCGGCCUGAUAUUGUGGGAAAUUGCUCGUCGUUGCAACAUUGGCAUGAUUUAUGAUGAAUAUCAGUUGCCCUACUAUGAUGUUGUGCAACCCGAUCCGAGUAUUGAGGAGAUGAAGAAGGUGGUUUGCAUCGAUAAAAUGCGUCCAAAUAUACCAAAUCGCUGGCAUGCUUCCGAAGUGUUGCACGGCAUGGCGAAAGUGAUGAAGGAGUGCUGGUAUCCUAAUCCUGUGGCCCGUCUUACGGCGCUACGCAUAAAGAAGACUCUGGCCAAUAUUACGGUCGAGGAUAAAGUGAAGAACUGAUUGUAGUUGUAGUACGCAGCCAUUUUGGCUUGAACAAACGGGUGUAAAGUGAACUAUUAAGUAAGGAGAAGGCUGUGGCAUAGCGUCUUGCGUUCGUUGCAUUUUAAGUGCUGAACAAUGUGCAAUGAGAGCCUUCUUUACACACCCCUUCCUUUUAGUUUUCUGCUGAAUUUGUAUGUAGAUUUACUAAGAACAAAAAAAAAAGAAAAUUAAGUGGAAACGGGCGGAAAAAUUACCUAAAGAGAAGAACAUACCUUAAAAUACCUAAUUAAAAAUUAACAUAAAAAACCGAAAAAAUAUGGAAAACAGAGAAAUUUAUAAAGCUGUUAUAUUGAUGCAGAGCAUUCUAUUAACGCACUAAAAGUUGUAUUUGUAAUUUUAAACUAUAAUUUAUAAAAUUUGUGUAAGUAAGAACGUAAAGUAAAAUGUGUAUUAGGCUUAAGAGGAGAAGUGAACAACACAAACCGAUUUAAACUAACUAAAAGCAGCAGCUUUAAUGGCCGAAAUUAAGCGGACGAAAAGUAAAUAUUCAAAAGUAACUUUAAGCUAUGUUGCAUGUGUGCAAACAGAAAAAGGAGAAGAGUAAGAAAAUGUAAUGUGAAAUGUGAGGAUUAGUUGUGACAUGUGUGAUGUGGGAAGUAACUAACGUAAAUAUUUUGAGAAUGUACACAAUCUUGAGAUUUUCCUAUAGCAUUCGCUAUUGUAGAUUUUAAGUUUGCGCGUAAUUAGAUAAUUUUACUUUCUUACUUUCUUAGACUAAAUUGUUUGAUUUGUGAAAAUGUUUAGCUUUACCUUUGUUUAUGCUUUAUUUCUUAUUUCUUAUUGCCCACCAUGGCUUUUAUCCAAGAUUCAAGUAAAAAAA
This is a messenger RNA of Rhagoletis zephyria (snowberry fruit fly), 2684 nucleotides long. RefSeq names its product TGF-beta receptor type-1 babo (gene babo). Lineage: Eukaryota; Metazoa; Arthropoda; Insecta; Diptera; Tephritidae. Gene Ontology annotation, cellular component: signaling receptor complex; plasma membrane. The record is from RefSeq and is a predicted model, not a curated record. Gene Ontology annotation, biological process: protein phosphorylation; cellular response to growth factor stimulus; cell surface receptor protein serine/threonine kinase signaling pathway. Gene Ontology annotation, molecular function: transmembrane receptor protein serine/threonine kinase activity; ATP binding.